This is a messenger RNA of Staurois parvus, 430 nucleotides long. The record is from the annotation of a GenBank genome assembly. Lineage: Eukaryota; Metazoa; Chordata; Amphibia; Anura; Ranidae.
AUUGGUAAUAAGUGGGAGAAGAGCCACAAUGAACAUGUGGUCAAUGGGAAGAAUGUGCCCCUUAUAUUGGUGGUUAGUGGGUAGAAUGCUGCCUUACAAUGGUGGACAGUGGGAGGAAUGCUUCUUAUAUUCAUGGUCAGUGGGAGGAAUGCCCCUUAUAUUCGUGGUCAGUGGCAGGAAGAAUGUUCCUCAUAUUGGUGGGCAGUGGCAAGAAUGCUCAUCAUAUUUGUGGUCAGUGGGAAGAAUGCUCCUUAUAUGUGGUCAGGGGGGAGAAUGCUUCUUAUAUUUGUGGUCAGUGGGAGGAAUGCUCCUUAUAUUGGUGGUCAGUGGGAAGAACGCUCCUUAUAUUUGUGGUCAGUGAGAAGAUUGCUCCUUAUAUUUGUGGUCAGUGGGAGGAAUGAUCCUUAUAUUGGUGGUCAGUGGGAGGAAU